AAGGUACAACCGGAUGUAUCAUGUUUAGGUGAGCAGCGCUUGACAUUUGUGAAGAGUGCUCUGCAUUGCUGUCUCGCGGCGUGGAGGAAAGCUGUCUACUGAAGUAAUGUAGCGGAUUUAUUAUUUUUAUUUUAGGAAUUAGACUCUGUAACCACCUCCAGCAGACACAACCCUCAUGGACUAAGAGAAGAGCCGUCCUCGGAAUAAUUUUGACCUGGUUUUUCAGGUGUUUUUUCUUAUUUGGACAAAGAAAGGAUUUGUGUCACCUGAGAGAGGAGAGGAGCCAGACCAUCGCAGCAAACAUGGAGUCCAUCCCGAACGCUCUCCACCAUGUCGCUGUCCAUUCGCCCAGCCAGACGCCCCAACUCCAGAUCCAUCACUAGGAGCCAGAGCUUCACUGGAGUCAACACUUACGACAAGGCCUACAGGAGCCUUUCAGUGUUCAGCACCCCAGGUCUGAGCAGGAAACCCAGCAGAGCCAGCAGGAUGUUCACUACGUCUAACAAGUCAAACCCACCACCCAAAGUUCCUCAGCCGGAGCGACUAGACCUGGUCUAUGAGGCGUUAAAGAAAGGCCUUCAGUCUUACCUGCAGGUUUAUCAGACAGACUUGGACGGCCUCAGCAGACAGAUGAAAGAAUCAAAGAGGAACUCCAGACUGGGCUUCCUGUAUGAACUGGACAAGCAAGUGAAGGUGACUGAGAGGUACAUACGGCGACUGGAGUUUCACCUCAGCAAGAUUGAUGAGCUGUAUGAGGCCUACUGUCUGCAGAGGAGACUCAGGGAUGGGGCCAACAAGAUGGUGAAAGCGUACACUGCCUCUCAAGUCAGCAAGGAGGCCAAGGAGAGUUUAUCAGAAGCCAACAAAGGUUACAAAGAGUACACUGAGAACAUGUGUGUAUUAGAGAAUGAGUUGGAGAACCAGCUUGGAGAGUUCCAUAUCAAAAUGAAAGGUCUGGCUGGAUUUGCUAGAUUGUGUGCUGGUGACCAGUAUGAGAUCUUUAUGAGGUACGGCCGGCAGCGAUGGAAACUCCGUGGCAGAAUAGAGCUCAACGGCAAGCAGGUGUGGGACAGUGAGGACAUGGUUUUCAUGCCGCUCAUCAGCGAGUUCCUCUGUGUGAAGGUGACAGAGCUUAAGAGUUUGGCCAAUCACGUAGUUGUAGGAAGUGUUUCCUGUGAAACUAAGGACCUGUUCGCUGCACUGCCGCAGACGGUCGCUGUGGACAUAAAUGACCUCGGGACCAUCAAGCUGAGCCUGGAAGUCACCUGGAAUCCAUUUGAUAAGGAUGACCAGAGCUCGGUGGCCAGCACCGUCAACAAAGCUCCAAGCGUCAAUAAAAGAUUCUCAACAAUCUUCAACCAGAGUCCUCCUGACACGCCGUCCUUGCGAGAACAAGCCUUCUAUAACAUGCUCCGCCGUCAUGAGGAGUUGGAGAACGGAACAGCGUGGUCAAAUUCAUCUGAAUCCUCCGAUGACUCCUCCAGUCCUCAGCUGUCUGUAGGAGGGCUACGCAACAACGCACAUCACAAGGCGGUAGUGGUGACGCCAGAUGUCCAGCCAGUUGUGACAGGAAGCUCUUACCCACAGCCUGAAAUCUCCUUCUGCCUCAAAGACUCCUCCUCCUCCUCAACGCCAAACUCCGCCAACAGAGUCACUUCUUUUAGUGAGGUUUCCAACAAACACCACGCAGAGAGCGACAGGUCAGAGCAGAAGGUGACUGUCACCGUGAGGCCUAAACCUUCAAGUGAGGAGGAGGAUGCAGGGAAACAGUCUCAUGUAGCAUUAGAGGAUGGAGUCUCUACGAACAGCCUCGCCUCACGAAACUACUCGCGCUCCCUGAGUCACAUCAGUGAAAGCAGUGCUGACGGCAUCAUUUUGACGGACAGGUCGACAGGUGAAUCAGGGGAGGUGAUGUCUGUGGCCUCUGCGCUCUCUGUCAAUGACAUCGAGAUGGAGGUGAACAGCAGAACUCAGGAGCAGCCUAGCUCUUCUGCUACAGACACUGACACAACACCAGAGAGACUUGUUGCUGUCCAAGAGAGCACACCGGCUGACUCUGUCACUGAUCAACAUCAGAAAGAUGUCCCAACAUGCUCCUCGCCCAGCACAGGAGGAGCGGACUCUACCACUCCCUCAGAAACAAACACAGACUCACACACAGAGUGCAACACACUGCCAGAUAGCACGGACGUGACAUAUGUUGCUCGGCGGGUGGCGGUGGAGGAGGAGAUGCCAGGUGUAGCAGAGGGUGAUGGUCCUGUAGACAGUGGUCUGGAGGAGGCUCUGUCAGCUGUAGUUUCAUCUAUGGAUGAUUACAGAGGACAGUUCCCUGAGUUACAAAUAAUGGAACAAGAGCUGAAGCUGCUGCAGGUAACGCUGAAGGGUGGUAAGCACAGCCGUUCACCCAGCGUGGUCAGCCUCACAGUGGAAACAGCUCUGGGCAGCUUUGACUUCCUCAACACGUCUGAUUGGGAGGAGGAAGAGGAAGAGAAGGGUGACAAGAGGAGUAGGAACGGAAGGUCUCUGCAGGACAGAGGCUGGGACAGCCCCUUCACACCCUCCUGCCCCCUCACUACAGGCUGCGCUACUCUAGACCGCUCCCUAGUGGUCCACCUGAAGAACUGCUGCACACAGCUGCUGCGUCUGGGUACAUUUGGUCCUCUGCGCUGUGGAGAGAUGUAUGCCUUAGAUCGACUGCUGAGAGAGGCACGACUCCUCGAAAUCAUCCGACGGGUCACCAAGGACAACCCCAAACGCCUGAGACAGCCUGCUGAAGUGAUACCACAGCUUGGCCUAUGCCAGGGUGCUGUGUUACUAUGGCAACAGAGUGUGGGUCAGGGUAGCAUGUACAGCGUCUCUGCUGAAAGCUUCCUGUCCGCGUUGUCCAUGCUGUACUCAACCAGUCUGCCUCAGAAAGCAAGCAGCAUGGCCGACACAGUGUUCCUGCGUCUGACUGAGCGAGUGCUGGAUCAGAGGUUACCACGGCGAGGAAGCAGCAGAGACAGCGUGACAGUGACAGUGUUCCAGCUGUGGAGUUACCUGGAGGCUAACAGCAUAACAGACGUGGAGAUACACGUCAAUGAGCUGGCAGAAGAAGUGUGGCUGGUGCAGAGCCUGGCGUCAUGUGAUCCAGAUGUUAUCGUGCACGCCCUGCGGCAGCCUGCGUCAUGCAGCCUGAGGAGAGAGGGACUUCACGCUGUGGCCAAAUUACUGAAAGAUCCUCGAGGAAAAGUGUCAGCAUCUGCCAGCUCUGUGCUAAGGAGCCUGAAUGCACAGUCCAGACAGAGAGAGCAGGCGCUGGUUAUCUGUUUGGAGCUGCUGGAAAAUGACAAUGUGGACACCAGAGUCUGCGGAUGCAAAGCCUUAGCUUGUCUAAAGGCCAAAGAAAGCAUCGACCAGUUAGUCUAUCUGUGUCGGACAGACAAGGAGGAAGUCCGAGAAGCUGCCAAACAGGCUCUGCUGGUGCUCGGCGAGGAGGGGAAGAUGGCCCACAGACACGUGGAGACGUCUCAGGACAGUUUACCAAGACUCUUCGCUCCGGGAAGCAUGGCCAGCACAGCUUUCUAAAACACACACACACACACACACACACACACACACACACACACACACACACACACACACACACACACACACACACACACACACACACACACACACACUGAGUGGGAACAGAGCCACUGAGUCAGCAACACACUUUAAAUGUUUUGCUUUGACACAUGUAAUAAAAGAGCACAGUAUGCUGUCGUUCUGCCCCUUCAGACCACUAAAACAGAUAUAUGAUAUGAAGUUUAUAAACUGCCGGAUGGGUUUCCUUCAUACUGACACUAGAGACAGCAGCAGCAGUACUAAAGGGUACUCAUAUUUUUUUAAACUGGGCCUGAUUUUUACUGUUUCGGUGUCUAAAUGACUCAUUGGUACAAAUUGUCAAAGAAUUGUUUCUAUAAAUUUCUUCAGCUGGCAGAUGCAAAACAGGCUGUAGUGGCUGGAACAUAAUCCCCAGGAGCAAAAGAACACCAUCAAAGUAUUUCUUCCGAAAGUAUUAAAAAAAAAGAUAUUUUUUAUACCAGAAACAUCUGGAUAAAAAAUCGAAAGAAUCUCACUCCUUAAUAAAAAAAAGUUUAAGAGAUUACAUUACAACGAUCACAGCCCAUUUCACAGCUGCUGACUGAAAUAAUCUACAGGAGAACUUCUAAUACAUAUUUUUAUCUAUUGGUCAUUUAGAAGAAGAAAAAAGAGCAAAAAGAGGGCCAGGUUUAAACAAACAGGUUUCAUUUUUAACACUGGACAACAUUUUCCAUCAAUAAGCUACAAACACAUCAUAUUUAUCAAGUUAUGCUAACCAAUCAGAUGAACCGUAAGAGGAAUGUACAGUAUGAGCAGGCCUUGAUAAAAAUGACAGAAAGAGGGAGGAGCAGAAGGAUGACAUGGACACUGAGGGAUAAGGAGGACUGGAGGACAUGUCUGUUACACAUUACUGGACUGUCUCCUUAAAGGUGCAGUUGUGUCAAUUUCUGCUGUGAGAGCUAUGUAAAGCUGUUUUGUUAAAUUGUUUCAAUCACACAGCCUACCAAGUGCCCAAAAUGUACAAAUGUUCAGUUUCUUGUAUUUAAAUUAUUUUCUUACUUUGACUCUUUGUGGUUUUGAAUGGGUAUAUGGUGAACCAGUAAGCAUACACAAAGUAAAUAUUACACUCCUAAAAUAUAAAGCUACCCAUUACAUUACAUGAAUGGUCACUGUAUUCUCUAGUUAAGGUUCCAACAGGGUUUUGAGCAGUCCUGCUGCAGACAGACUUCUCAUUCUGUGAUGUGACAUGCCUGACAUUCAGCUCUGUCUCUACUACACCUCAUAUUUCAACAUGCGACUCAUCUCUGAUUUGGGCUUGCUCAAAUAAGAUGGCUGAAUGUGCACUAAAAGUCAUGUCAAAGCUUUCUUCAAUAUUCACCUCCAACAGGUAAAGUAGAAAAAAAGGGCCAGUAGACUUUGCCCAAAAUAACAGAGAUGACUAAAUUCUGAUUAAUUACAGACACAACAGAAAUAAUCAGACUUAAAUCAAAGACUAGCACUAUCAGGACUUUGGCUUUCAUGUGUGUCUGUGCAAUACACUUCAGACUGUCUACACCGAAAAUAAGAGGGUCAACCAUGCCAACAUGUAGAAGCAUACAAGCUGUUUUAUAACCACUUAAAAACACAUAACAGUAGCAAAAACCAUGUGGGUUUUUUUUUGUUAUAUUGAGAUUUUGAACAUUUUCUUUGAGUUACUUUUUCAAUGCAGGAACAGCAAACAGAGUAUUAUUACUAUGAACUGAUUCAAAUCUAAAAUACAUAAACAUAACUCUGAGCUAUGUUUAUUUAUUGGAUAGCUUUGGAUCUUUCUAUCUCAUUGGAUUUCAAGUUAGCAGUUACCAAAGCCAGUGUUUCAGUCUGUAAUGACCAUAACCUCUGACUGUUAUUGCAUUUCUGCUGAUUUGUUCAGCAACACACAACUGAGUUAAUUCAACAACAAAACUAUUCUCCCCUGCACAGAGAUUCUGUAUUCACACACUGUGUACAGAGAUUACAUGUACAGUAGUUGCAGUUAGGAGAUUCCUGACAGAGAUGACACCCCACACUUGCAGAGGUCUCUCCUCAGUGGCAUUCAUAUUUGUUAAUGCAAAAAGUGACAUAGUCUAUGGUUUUAAAUGCAAAAUCCUGUUUUCUUGUGUCCACAUGAGACUUUGUAUUGGCCCACUGGUUGGAUUGCAAAGCCAUGUUUUGUUCAUGCAUUGGAGGAAGUAGAAAUAUUCAUCAAAAUUGUAAAUUAUCUUGAAGAUCUUUCUGUCUGAGUGUACAUAUGUUUUUGAUCCAGCUGAGCUGAACUCCAGGUAUGUUUAAUCACAGAAAGAGCACCAAAAUAACUUUGUAUUUGUCCCUCACUCUUCCUGGGCCUUUAGUGUAGCCGGAGUCCUUAAGCCAGCUCUAUUAUUAAUCCAGGUGUGGUGACAGAGCAGUCAGGGCUUCACUGUCACUCGGGUUGACAUGAUAGUGCAUACGCAGGAGGUGAGCCCCGUGAGAUACUGUAGAUUCAAACAGCUGCUGUCAAUGAUUCACUGAAUACACGUUACUGAUCUCAAACCUGCUGCUGGCUAACUGUGAAAUGUUUUCCAAUUCAACAUCUGCCUCACAGGCCUUUAAGUUCAGUGUUGCUCAUUUAUUGGCAACAGAUUUAAAAGAAAGAAGUAUAACUUAUGCUGUAGGUCAAUAUAAAGGUUACAGAGAACUUCAGUUGCUUCUGCACAGAGAAUAGUUCAAUCAAUUCAGUGCCAUCACUUUACUGCAAUCAUGACUUAUCUUCUUCUUCAUAUAACAUGACUGUAUGCCACUGGAAUUUAUGAUUUUCUGAUUGUAAAUUGUUUUAUCUUCACAGAGUUUUAAUUUGUAAAUGUACUCUAUGUUUUAUGAGAUGCAUUUUUACUGUCAUACUGAUUAUGUUCAGUCUGAUGAGCUGAUUCAGUGAAUGACACCACUCUCUGUACCACUGACAUGUCUGCUGUAAAUUAGGGGCAUUUUGCUCAGAAUCACUGAAUGUUUGUGAUCUACUGCUGCUGAUGACGUUGUCUUUUGAGAAGGCGACACCAGAUCACUGGUUAGAGAUCAGUCUGUCCAUCCAGGUCUGGUGAUUAGUUUAUUUUAAAAUCAGAUCAGUAGCAGUUGAAUCCUCAAAACCAGGUCGUUUUCCAGUUUGUAGAGAGAAUAGGACAUUUGUUUUUCUUCGUUGUUUUGUCGUAUAAGUUUCGGAAGUCUUAUACAUUGAAACAGAACUGGAUUGAAUUUCCGGUGAAUUUUCUCCAGAUGUGGAGUCAUGAAUUAUUAAAGGGCAAUACUAGAGUCUCUACAAAGCUGCUGACCAUUUCCCAAAGAAAGCACCUUGAAUUCACUGAUGUAAAAACUACGACCAUAUUUUGUUUUUAUUUACAUCAUCAUGGUAAUACUUUUAUUUUACGAUUUCGACCGAGUAACUGAUCAUUGAAAGAGCUCUAAUUAUAAAUGAAGUAUUACAAACUGUUUUCCUCAUAGUUAUUAAUUAUUAUUUGAGCACGUUUUUGUAUUUAUACAUUUUUAAGUUAUAGUUAAGGCAUGAUGGGGCUAUUUUUUUGAGUUGAGUGAAUUCAUGAUUUUUCUACAGAAGAGCAUUGGCACAAGAGAAGAAAGCCUUUUGAGAAUAAUGUCUGAAUAUGAUGAAUGAAGUUAAAAAAAAUGUAAAUUUAAGUGUAAAGCCUUAUUGAAAAACAUGAUUAUUUGUUUGAAUAUUAUUCGUUAUUCUCAAAAAGCUGAUUAAAAAAUGCUCUUAUUACUCUUUUGUAAGUUUCCAUUCCAAACCAAACCUGAAGAUUUCUGGAUUUUUAUUUUUUCCACAUGCUAUGCAUGUAUGUAACUUGAUAGCAAUACUGUAUAUGAUCAAAUAUGUGAAACUAAAUGCCUGUGGAAAUGGCCAGCAUGAA
Messenger RNA from Notolabrus celidotus (New Zealand spotty), 7481 nucleotides. It is a transcript of the gene ripor1, whose product is annotated as RHO family interacting cell polarization regulator 1. Lineage: Eukaryota; Metazoa; Chordata; Actinopteri; Labriformes; Labridae. The record is from RefSeq and is a predicted model, not a curated record. The transcript has 24 exons. Bases 331 to 3567 code for a protein of 1078 amino acids.